AUGAUCUAUUCGCCCUUUUUCACCUUUGUCUGUUUGGUUUCAUUCCCUCACCUCGUCAGUUCUGCUUGCGACCCGAUACCGCCGUUGUCUCUACGUAUCGGAAAUGCUACGAUCACGGACAGAGAGGUUGUACGAUGGGGGCUUGGGGUAGAAUUCGGGACUCCCCCUCAGACCAUAGUUGCGGCGCUUGAUGCGGAUUGGAAUAAUACAGCAUUUUGGAACACAAGCUUGCCCUGCGGUAAUCUGAGCAGACCAGCAUGCUCCUGGGUGCAUGGUGGAUCGUUUGACGAAUCCGGCUCGACAUCAUGGAAAAGGACGAAGAAUCCCGACAUGAUGGAGCUUAAUCCAGGCGGAGAUGCUAUCAACGCACGGGGAAACGACAAUCUAAAGCUGGGCUCAGAUAUAUUAAUCGACCAAUUCCCGGUCUAUUUCCCAAAGCCGCGGGUUGUACCUCAAAACGGCAUCGGGAUGGGACCAGACUCCACCUUCGUCAACUUCCUCUUUGAUCAAAAGAAAAUCGCAUCGAAAACAUGGUCGUUAUUCUGGGGCUGGCAGGGAGCUGAGCAGGCACAUCAGAUGAACGGGAACUUGGUAUUAGGCGGAUAUGAUAAGGCGAAGACGGGCGGCGCGAAUUUAACUUCAAAAUUCUCGGACGGCAUUGGAUGCCCAAGCUCGUUACUGGUAUAUCUGAGCAACAUUGUCGUGAACCACGCAGACGGGAAGAACUCGAGCCUGUUUGGCACGGCAGGGUCUGCGUUGCGUGCGUGCAUAAAGCCAGAUAACCCCCUCAUCACUCUCCCAGAAAACGUCUUUGACAACCUAAAGAAGUUCUUGCCUGGGAAGCCCGUUGAGCAUUCAAUGGGCAUAUACCCUUCCAGCCUUGCUUACGAGCCGGAGAAUGUGUUCGCGGGCAACAUCACCUUUACGCUAUCCUCCGGCCUUCAGAUCACUAUACCAAACCAUCAGAUCGUUCUCCCAAAUGUGGCAGUUGAUGCUGAUGGGAAGCAGCAAAUGGUCGACAACAACAAAACCAUCAACUUUGGCCAGGCUAGACAGGGCGUUAUGCCUUACCUUGGCCAGCCGUUCCUUUCAUCCACCUACUUGCACGUUAACAACGAGCUUAAGGAGUUCACCGUCUGGGAGGCGAACCCAACAACCGACACCGAGCUAGUUCCUGUCAGGCAUAACUCAGACGACUCUAGCUGCGACGACGAUGGCUCCUCUCUUAGCGGUGGUGCCAUUGCCGGGAUCGUUGUUGGAGUAGUCGCGUUUAUAGCGAUUGUAGCGUUGGGGAUAUUCUUUUUCUUAAGGCGGCGGCGCAACAAGAAUAGGGAUAGGGAUUCAAAAGCUGGCCUUCCCCUGGUUGAGGUGAAUCAGGGAUUGGACGAUAAGAAACAAGAUACCCCUCAAGAAAUGGACGCUGGAAUAAGUCAACAGGCGCCAGUAGAGCUGCCAGAUCAGGAUUAUUCGCCGCAGGAGCUGCCUGCGGACGUCCCAUCACAUCAUAGAUGA
Messenger RNA from Arthroderma uncinatum, 1512 nucleotides. RefSeq lists its product as uncharacterized. NCBI's taxonomy places the organism in Eukaryota, Fungi, Ascomycota, Eurotiomycetes, Onygenales, Arthrodermataceae. The transcript is spliced from 3 exons. The record is from RefSeq and is a predicted model, not a curated record. Bases 1 to 1512 code for a protein of 503 amino acids.